AUGCAUGUGUACGACAGACACAGGGAGGCCAGCAUCUCGACGGGCGGCGACGUGGCCCUCGAGUCCUUGGCCAACUUGGCGCUGCACUUAACCCUUGACCUCCAGGCAGGUCACGACUUCUACGACCAUGCCUUCGCCUCAACGGCUCUAAAAAUUCCCUACGUUGCCUUGAACUACAAAAUCUUCGAAAAAGUGCUAUCCGAGGACACGCUGAAGGUCCUUACCAUCAUCCAGCAUCAUCGCUCUCAUGUUCCUACCACGCUCCUUCUCUCCUUCAGGUACCAAGAACACGUUCCUGCUGGGGAGCGCCGCGCCCUCCUGCUGGGAACCGUGUGGCCGCACUUCCUACCCUUCGUCAGCCGCUGGGUCGACGUCACCAGUUACCGGGUGUUGUGCCGGAUCCGGAUAGCCAUCCUGACGGAUCGCGUGGCCAAUACCGGGGAGCCUGUGCAGUACACCACAUCGGCCGUCGACACAACCUCCUGCUUCUACCAUGUCAAGACCUUCUGGCGCCACCUGGCUUGGCCGGACCCCUGCUCCUCGUACACGAUGCUCGUGAAGAUGAUCGAGAGCAUGUCGGGAGCAGCGGACUACUACGUGUACCUUCUACAGCAGCGCCUACACACCCUCGCCACGGACACGCAGGAGGACGAGCGAGCGCAACAGCUGUGCAUCACCGUCAACAACAUGGAGCACGUGAGACACUCGCUCACGCUGCUCAAGGAGGAACUGCAGAUCGACCAGGUGACGCAGAUCCUGGACAGCCAAGACCCUCGGGGCAGCGGAACCACCUACACUGAUCACGUGACCAGCCUGCUCCUGGCCGGGCUCGGCAACCUCGACUCCAAGAUCGCCGGGUCCAUGUCUCCCGUGGCAGACAAGAUGCGCCAGGAACUGCAGAAGGACGUGUUCCACCUAGCAUGGUCCCCGGACUCCCUGCCUGCCGAGGAGGCCGUCCGACCCCUGCUGGAGCGCCUCUACGCCUCUCUGGCCACGUACUCUGCGGCGCUCCUGAAGAACAACCUGGACCGGCUCCUGCACCUGCUGUGGCUGGCUGUGCUCAACGCCCUCACCGAGCAGAUCGGGAAGGACACGGACGAAAAGCAAGAGGCGUUCUUCGUCCGCCUGUACGACGCCCUGCGCCUCCUGAGGGAGUUCUUCCACGCCCACGGCCGCGGCCUCGACAACAACACGCUCAUGGGCGAGGAGUAUUCGUUCCUCGAAAGACAGCUGAGGCUCCACAAGACGCCGACGGACUCCCUGAUCGAGGCCUACCAUCUGGAGCGCCUCCUGGAGCAGGAACGCACGGAGGGCACCGAGUACGGCUCGCUGUUUGUGCGCGUCUACUUCAACCACGACUCGCUAUGCGUGGAGGUGCUGCAGGCCAGGAACGUCAUCCCGCUCGACCCCAAUGGCUUCAGCGACCCGUUCGUGGUGAUCGAGCUGCUUCCGAAGCGGCUGUUCCCGGGCUCGGGGCCGCAGCAGACCAACGUGCACAAGAAGACGCUGCACCCGCUGUUCGACGAGUGCUUCGAGUUCCCCGCCUCCCUCGAGAGCUGCCAGGCGGAGGGCGCCAUGAUCCUCUUCACCCUCAUGGAUCAUGACGUCAUCACCUGCAACGACUUCGGCGGCGAGGCCUUCCUCUCCCUCAACACCAUCCCGGGCGUCGCGUCCUCGGCGUCCGUCGAUAACUUCCACGGCCUUAAGCCCAUCGAGCUCAACCUUAUGUUCCAGAAGGAUCCAGAUAACAUUAUCCUGAAGGUUCUGGAAACCCGGACGAACGACAAGAUGGCGAUGGACUUUGUCAAGAAGCAGAAGGAGCGAAUCGCCAAACCGAUUUAGAGCGCUUCACACUCAGUCAAAUGUCUUUUCACAAACACAUUAAUGACAAAAGGGGAGUCACUUCUCAACCCCCUUGUGGCGGAUCAAUAAGCCCUUACAUAAAACAUCCACGGAGCCCAGCACGCGAUUCUGCAGUGGCAUUCUUUCCCUGUGGUUUUCGCUCCGUGUCAGUCCAACGAGUCUCUUGGAGCCGGGAGAACUUCCUGC
Messenger RNA from Penaeus chinensis, 2049 nucleotides. RefSeq names its product BAI1-associated protein 3-like. The coding region runs from base 1 to 1842 and encodes 613 amino acids. The record is from RefSeq and is a predicted model, not a curated record. The transcript has 14 exons. NCBI's taxonomy places the organism in Eukaryota, Metazoa, Arthropoda, Malacostraca, Decapoda, Penaeidae.